UUCCGGGUUACAGAUCAUGCAUUUUUAUCGCAAUUAUUAUACAGACAUCUCAGUUCAUAUAUAGACAUUAUGCCGUAAAACCAAUCAUAAUAGAUCCAAUCGGAUCGAAGUAGGACCCGGAACCGGAAGUAAACCUGCAACAAGACACGUGGUGGAUGAGGAACGUCGCUGUUCACCGGUUAAUUCAUUUACGGAGAAUACACCAGCUGUCGAAUAGCCAUCAAAACAACCGAGGGAGGAUUUCAAGCUACCGAAUCGGCAAGGUGCCUUGAUGCAAAGUGCGACUAGAAUGACUAAAGAAAAUCGCUGGAACAUUCCUCCGAAUGCCCCGGCCUGCAUGGAGAAGCACCUCGACUCCGUGCAUUAUAGGAAAGAUGGCAGCCUGUUGAUGGGUGCUUCCAGCCUGACCGGUAGGUGCUGGUCAGGCUCCAUCUGGGUGUAUCGGGACCCCACGCAGUGUCCCAGUGAGGACCGCUGUAGUGCAGGCGUGCAGACAGAGUCCGGCAUCUCGGAAGCCAGGUGGGUGUCAGAGUGCGGCAUCCUGGUGGCUUCAGAUUCAGGUGCCGUGGAACUGUGGGAACUGGCGGAGGAUGGCAGGCUGAUAGUGAACAAGUUCAGCCUCCAUGAGCACGAUGACAUUGUCACCAGUGUCAGCCCCACCAGCGGAGGGGGCAUGGCAGUCAGCGGCAGCCUGGACUCCUGCAUCAAGGUCUGGGACCUGAAUCAGGAGACGGUGGUCAACACCUAUAAUGGUCACUCAAGCUCCGUCAACUGUGUGUCCUGCAGUCCUCUUGAUGAGGCCCUGUUCCUCUCCUGUGGUCAGGAUGGUCGUCUCCUGCUUUGGGACAGGAGGAAAUCUCAGCCAGCCAGCCGCCUAGAUGCGGUGUCCCCCAACUGCUCCGCCACAUCGCUAGCCUGGCACCCACAGCAGAGCAACAUCAUCGCCUACGGUGACGUGCUUGGGCGGGUGACUCUGAGGGACGUCCAAGGAGAGCGGGUCCAGACAUUAAACGCCCAUGACCGUAGUGUUAUGGGCCUGGCUUUUUCUACGCACAGUGUCCCCUUGCUGGCCUCCAUCAGCGACGACUGUUCCGUAGCAGUGAUGGACUCCCAGCUUUCAGAAGUCUUCCGGAACCGGCAGCACCAAGACUUUGUGCGAGGUGUGAGCUGGGCCCCAGGGGGGGCUGACACUCUGACCACGGUGGGCUGGGACCACCAGGUGUUCCACCACAGUGUGGGACUGACCCAGUCUGCCUGCCCUGUGGACCCUUAGGACUUCUCAGUGGGGGAGGAGGGCGGUCAGAAUCAGGGGUAUAACCCAGGACUUGACCACCUCAUUUGGGGCGAGGGGGGGGCAUUUUAUAUACAGCAGAGGGUGUAAUUGAGCAAAUGAGUUUGCAGCCCUUUUUUUCCGACACUCUGCUACAGCUAGGGGGUGCCCUCUCACAGCUGCCUUGGCACCCAUCCAGUUGAGCCCAGGUUAGCCGGCAUUUGUGCCCACCUUAUGCUGACACAGUCCAGCCAGUGCCUUAUGGGACCUCUGCACUCCUCAUGCCAUUUUAGCCAACAAACGUUACCAUAGCACCCAAAGAAGCCCUCUGGAACCCAGUAGCUAUGGAAACCCCCGCACGUCUUAGUGGAUUCGGCAAUUUUGUUUUCGGUUGGACUCAGUUUGUCUUAGACCUCCCCUGAGACUGCUGGCUUUGGUUUCACCCAACCUGUGAAGUACUGACGUUUGACGAGAUUAUAUAUCAGUGCUGGUAAUACACCUCCUGGUUUUCCCAGCUGUUAAUAAAGUUUGUAUUUGUGAA
Molecule: messenger RNA, 1811 nt
Organism: Brienomyrus brachyistius
Lineage: Eukaryota; Metazoa; Chordata; Actinopteri; Osteoglossiformes; Mormyridae
Gene: wdr77
Product: WD repeat domain 77
Exons: 11
Coding region: 272-1273 (333 amino acids)
Biological process (GO): oocyte axis specification
Cellular component (GO): methylosome
Molecular function (GO): protein binding
Source: RefSeq, a predicted model, not a curated record